This is a messenger RNA of Pyricularia oryzae 70-15, 4066 nucleotides long. RefSeq lists its product as uncharacterized. The transcript is spliced from 6 exons. Gene Ontology annotation, cellular component: nucleus. NCBI's taxonomy places the organism in Eukaryota, Fungi, Ascomycota, Sordariomycetes, Magnaporthales, Pyriculariaceae. Gene Ontology annotation, molecular function: zinc ion binding; DNA-binding transcription factor activity, RNA polymerase II-specific; transcription cis-regulatory region binding. Gene Ontology annotation, biological process: positive regulation of transcription by RNA polymerase II. The record is from RefSeq and is a predicted model, not a curated record. Bases 1064 to 4066 code for a protein of 1000 amino acids.
AGCUUCAACACCGUACAUACAUAACUGGCAGUAUAUCGCCCACGCGAAGCCCGCUCCAAGCCUCGGUUGUUCGCAACCACGGUGCUUUGCGGGCAUGAGACAAAUACAUUCUCCUUAUGAAGCUCUGCUCUUUCUUGCGCAACCUCGGGGUCUACAUGAGAGUUUGUGGACAACCAUUAGUAAACAGCAUGACAAGGUUCCGUGAACUAAAAUAAAAAUCACUGUUCAGGCCUUGAUCCGUCGACAACAACAGCAGCAGAAGAAACCCCUGUAUAUAAGGCAGGCAGGGAUAUCAAGUCGCCAGCCACAUUUAUCACGACUUUCACAGGCCUAUCCCAUCAGCAUUCACCUGUACGCUACGUUUGACCGAUGCGGAAGUGCCAUCACCCACUCCCGGACAAGAAAACCGCUGUACACUGCCCAGCCGAUCGGCCCACGCUCGGCGAGGUUACACUAAGCCUCUAUACAUUAGUGCUGGUAUAUUAUAACCUACCCGCUGUGUCUACUCUUCCACGGUGUCCCCUCACCACCUGGAUUUCCCGCCUGGCAAUUUACCAACCGCGCACGGAAAAGCAAAAAAAAAAGAAAAGAAGAGAAAAGAAAAAAAAGGAAGAGAAGAAAUCCGCCAUCCUGUUCUCGACUUGGCUGGCGGAUUUGCGUGUCAUUCGCCUGUGACAGUGACUUUGUUUGAGCUCACGUUCAAGGUACUUGGCUAUUUUGAUUACCUAGAUUACAGAGUGCUCUUUAUUUGUUGUUGUGUAUAGACUACCACCUACUUAUCUGCAAGGCGUGCCUAGAGCCUUUCGCGUUAUUCUCUACAUGGGUCCUGAUUGAUCCAGCAAGGCACUCGUCAAUCAUUCAAGCAAGCGAGCGAAGCUGUGGGCUAGAUCUACGCCAAGUCUAGCCAACAAGCGACUGCCGCCUGUCGCAAAAGCUCAGCAACCAGCGAGUUGGGCUUUUCAGCCUCGAGAGGACGAACAGCAAGACAAAGGGCCGGCGAGCCCCAGUCGCCCGGGCCGUGUUCCUGCCCUGUUUGAUAAAAGAGUUCUUGGCCUGACAGAGCAUGGAUUCCACCACUGCGCAGGUCGAGGCAGUGCGUUCCGAUGAAGAUGCACCCAGACGGGGCUCGGAACAGGCGAGUGGUGCGGACAAUGGGGAAGAUGACGGGACCCAAAAGGCUGCCGUAAAGAAGCGUACGAAGACGGGAUGUUUGACUUGUCGAAAGCGGCGUAUCAAAUGCGACGAGCAGAAGCCUACUUGCAACAACUGUAUCAAAUCGAAGAGGCAGUGCACCUACGGAAGCCAGCGUGUCAUCUUCAAGGAGCCCAUAAGUGCCUACGGAGGCCCGUACGGUCCUAUGGGCUACCAAUCUGUCCACGGAUCUGGGUUCAAUGCCCAGGCGGCUGCGGCCGCGGCUGCUGCUGCUGCAAGAUCGCGACAGCAGCAGGGCCCGCUCCCCAUUAUUGCUCCGAGGCCACCUGCAGCAGUCGGCCCACAGCAUGGCGCUCCAGAGUUUGGAGGUCCGUAUCAGGGGUUGCCGCAAGCCAUUUCGUUCUCAGACCCAUCCGGCAUGAGCUUUGCUACACCUGGAGCCUAUUCCGCUUACCCGCCCGAACAUAUCGGCUCGCAUCCCAUGUUCCUGCAACAAACACAGGCACAUCACCUUCAUGGGCCACCUCUCCAGUCGCCCUUGGACCAGCAUACGCAGUUCCAACCGGGCAUGCCUCAACAUGUUGCGCCACCUGGAUACGCUGUUGUUAGGGAGCAUGACGCCGUUCCAUCUACGUCGACAAGCUACCAACCACAAGCCAUCGCUUCCGCCAGCGAAUUUGCAAAUUUCGAUUCUCAGACUCAACUUGCCCCGUCGGAGAUCGCUGCAGCUUGGCAAAGGCCCGAAGAGCUCUACUGGCACAGCGACGAUGAAGCCUCGAUGGUUGCCUCAGAUGAGGAAGAGGACGACGACGACGACACUUUCGACCCUGAAAGGGACGAGACAAACCUCGAGUCUAACCAUAUGGGCAUCAUGGUAGCCAGACGGGUGAAAGGAACAACGGCUCAUGCAGCAUACGGGACCCAGUUGCGGACGCCGGCAUCAUGUCUCGGAAGCGAUGACAUGCUUGCAAGCUACCAUCCAGCGGCACACAUGUCACCACUAAAUGAUGAACAGGUUGCAUUAGUAUUUUGGCACUUCGUCAACGUUACGGCUCGUGCUAUGUCUUUGUACGAACGUCACCCACUGGAUGCAUCGCCAAUGUUCCAGGGCCGACCCGUGCCGAAAUCCCGCCAGCACAUCUGGACUUAUACCUUCCCCAUCAUUGCCUUCCAUCAUCCCGCACUUCUCCAGGCUAUGUUGGCCCUGGGAAGUCUCCAAAUGGCCACAUUGCAAAACGCACCGACGACGGCUUCCAUGAAACACUAUCAUUUGAGCCUGCGAAGGAUAGCCAAGAACUAUCAAAGUCCCAGCAAAAGAACCUCACCAGCUACCUUGGCAGCAACGCUACUGCUAGGGUUCUAUGAGGUCUGGAACUCGGACCACGAAAAGUGGUGCAAGCAUCUGUGGGGUGCCCGGGCGAUUCUGAAGGAGAUUCCUCUGCGUAGUAUGACGGAAGACUACUUGAGCACUAGGCGAAAGAUGAAGAGUGCUGCACAAGCUGCCGCCGGCGGCUACCCGGCUCAUGACGGUAUCUACUACCAGGAUCUCUCUGGCGACUUCUUGGAUCUUUUCGACACCCAAAUCGACGGCUUCAACGCUGGCUUCCUCGAACAGCUUUCUGGUCAACCAGUCAGCUUUGGUAGCGAUGGCCAGAUCAUUGAGGACAGCGACCCGACUAAACAUCAAAAGUUGAUGACAGAGAAGGACAUGGAGGACUACAAACAGAUUGUAGACUUGAACUGGUGGUACUGCAAGAUGGAUGUGUACCAAAGCAUACUCGGAGGAACGAAAUUACUCAUGGACUAUUCACUUUGGACGCAGGUUGCUCCUAGGGCAGCUAUCGGACGAAUUGAUUCCAUAUACGGAACCUAUGAUCACUUGAUACUGCUUCUGGGCAGGCUCUGCAACUUUGCGUCCAACGACCUAGCCCGCAAGCGGAUGGCCUGGGCGAAUGGACCAGGGGGCGGCCCACCGCAGGGUAAACCACAAGGUGGGCCAGGCGGCGGAGGCACAGGGCAAUCGCCACCCUCGUUUGCAGGCAUGAUGCCGACGUCGGGUACCUUCUCGGUACCCGCCGGCUUCAGCCCCCCGAGCGAGCCGCCGGGGCAGACGAGCGGCCCUGCCGAUGAUGCAAGCCUCGAAGAGCGCACCAAGGCCGCCUUGGCCGAGUGGGAGAGCAUCCGUCAAGCCUUUGACCUCUUCAAAGCCUCCCUCGGGCCCGACUUUGGACCGCUGAGCUCGGAGUUUGAGCCACCAAAGCCGUCACCGUUCGGUCCGGCGCUCACGUACAGGACAUAUAGCAUCGCGGGCGUCUUUGUGAACUACUUCAUGGGAUUGAUAGUCUUGUACCGCGCGCACCCGUCGAUGCCGCCCGUCGCCAUGGUCGCGGCCGGCAUGGCGGCCCAGCAGACGGGCACGUAUGCAAACACCAUAGGGCGGAUAUUGGCUGGUCUGGUGGACGUGACGCCGGGGAUGAGCGAGAUUACGACCGUGGUUGGUGGUAUACUCAUCGAAAGCUGCUUUCCCAUGUUUGUCGCGGGGGUACAGUAUCAAGAUAACGCCCAGAGAGUCUGGACCAUCGGCCGGCUCCUCGACGUGGUCCGGCACACGGGCUGGCGAUCGGCGCACCAGAUCGCGGGCGGUUGCGAAUCGGCCUGGAUCAAGGCGGCGUCGCUCGGGCGCGGCCCUCCCUACGAGAGGCCUCGGCACCUGGCCACGCCCGCCAACGGGUCCGUGUGGAACGGGCCCAGGCGCAUUGACAAGCGCAUCAAGGAGCUCGAGGACGAGCGGGCCCGCGACGGCGAGCCAGAGGGCCAGUUGGUACUGGCCAAGGAGGAGAAGGCGCACUUUGCGCUCGGCCUCAUCGCCGUCGAGCAGGACUUUCAUAGGUUGGAUCUGGCACGGAAUGAUUAG